This is a messenger RNA of Vicugna pacos (alpaca), 4082 nucleotides long. The record is from RefSeq and is a predicted model, not a curated record. NCBI's taxonomy places the organism in Eukaryota, Metazoa, Chordata, Mammalia, Artiodactyla, Camelidae.
CAAGCUGUGUUUCAACUUCCUUUUGGAGCAAGUGGUUUCCCGUACUUCUCACAGUUUUCAGCAGAGGAGAGCCUGACACAGUGUGAGCACGUCAACCCCUACAUGUACCCCUGAAGGACCCUCAAAAUGCGAUUUCCAGCAAAGAUUGUGUGGCUUACGUUAUGGGCUGCUUGUGUUGCAGAAGAUUGUACAGAACCCCCUCCAAGAAAGCAAACAGAAAUUCUGUCAGGUUCCUGGACUGCACAAACAUACCAAGAAGGCACUCAGGCGACAUACAAAUGCCAUCCUGGAUACAGAACCCUUGGGAGUAUUGUCAUGGUGUGCAGGGGUGGGAAAUGGGUGUCUCUUCAUCCGUCAAGGAUAUGUCAGAAAAAGCCCUGUGGACAUCCUGGAGACACUUCCUUUGGUUCUUUCCAUCUUGCAGAAGGAACUAAGUUUGAAUAUGGUGCAAAGGUUGUUUAUACGUGUGAUGAGGGGUAUCAGAUGCUAGGUGAGCUGAAUUUCCGUGAAUGUGAAACAAAUGGAUGGAGCAACAGUGUUCCUGUAUGUGAAGUUAUUAAGUGUUCACCAGUAACGGAACCAGAGAAUGGAAUUCUCAGUGGUGCCCAGGAACCAAGCCAAGAUUACACUUUUGGACAAGUGGUACAGUUUGAGUGUAAUUCAGGUUACAUGCUUGAUGGACCUAAACAAAUACACUGCUCAACAGGUGGUAUGUGGAGUGAAGAAAAACCGAAAUGUGUGGAAAUUGCCUGCAGACCACCAGACAUUUCACAUGGAUAUCCUGUAUCUCCAAAGGGAAUUUAUAAGGCAAAAGAACGAAUGCAGUAUAAAUGUGCGCGUGGGUAUGAAUACAGUGAAAGAGGGGACUCCGUAUGCACUAAAUUUGGAUGGGUCCCAGCUCCUUCAUGUAGAGAAAAAACAUGUGAUCCUCCUCAUAUUCCAAAUGGUUUUUACACACCUGAAUUAACCAAAUACAGAGCUGAAGAUAAAAUCAGUUAUGAGUGUAAAACUGGCUUUUAUCCUACAAUCCAUGGAAAUACUGCAACAUGCACUGGCAAUGGCUGGCAACCUGCUCCAAGAUGUACCUUGAAACCUUGUGAUUUCCCAGUAAUAAAACAUGGAAGCCUGCAUUAUCAAUACAGACACUACUUUCCAGCAAUGGUAGGACAGCAAUUUUAUUAUUACUGUGAUCGCUACUAUGUGCCGCCUUCAGGAAAUUACUGGGAUUCCCUUCGUUGCACACGAGAAGGAUGGUCUCCAAAAAUACCAUGCCUCAGACAAUGUACUUUCAAUUAUUUGGAAAAUGGACAUAACCCAUAUCGAGAAGAAAAACAUUUACAGGGUAAAACUGUAAAAGUUAGCUGCUUUAAAGGCUUCAGUCUUCAAAAUAAUCAGAACACAAUGACAUGUACAGAGAAUGGCUGGUCUCCUCCUCCCAAAUGCGUCCGUGUCAAAACAUGUUCAAAAUCAGAUAUAAACAUUGAGAAUGGAUAUUUUUCUGAAUCUGAGUUUACAUAUCCCCUAAAUACACAAACACAAUAUAAGUGUAAAUCAGGGUAUGUCACAGAAGAUGGUGAGACAUCAGGGUCACUCACCUGUCUGCAGAGUGGAUGGUCAGCUCAACCCGUGUGCAUCAAGUCUUGUGAUAAGCCAGUAUUUGAGAAUGCCAGAGCCAAAAGUGGCAGUGAAGGGGCGUGGUUUAAGCUCAACGAGGAGCUGCAGUAUGAAUGCCUGCAGGGGUUCGAGAGCCCCGGGGGAAACACCACGGGUACCAUAGUGUGCCGUGCGGAUGGCUGGUCCGAUAAACCCACGUGCUAUGAAAGAGAAUGCAGCAUUCCCAAAAUAGAAACAUACUUAGAUGUUUAUCCAAAGGACAACAAAUACAAAGUUGGAAAUGUGUUGAAAUUCUCCUGCAGAGAAAGACUUAUAAUGGUUGGAGCAGAUUCAGUUCAGUGCUACCACUUUGGAUGGUCCCCUGAUAUUCCAACCUGUAAAGGGCCAGUAAAACCGUGUGGUCCACCUCCUGUACUCCUCAAUGGGGAAGUUAAAGACACACAGAAAGAAGAAUAUAGACACAGUGAGGUGGUGGAAUAUGUUUGCAGUCCUAGAUUUCUAAUGAAGGGAUCUCAUAAAAUUCAAUGUGUUGAUGGAGAAUGGACAGCUUUGCCUGUGUGUAUUGAGGAGACGAGUACCUGUGGAGACAUACCCAACCUUGAUCACGGCUCCGUCGGGCCUUCCGACCCUCCCUAUCACCAUGGAGACUCAGUGGAGUUCAGUUGCAGAGAAGCAUUUACAAUGAUUGGACCCAGAUCAAUCACAUGUAUUAGCGGAAAGUGGACCCAGCUUCCUAAGUGCAUUGCAACAGAUGAACUUGAGAGGUGUAAAUGGUUAAAAAUACCUGGAUCUGAGACAAAACUACACGAUAAUGCUGAAUUUGACCAUAACACCAACCAAAGUUACAAAUGUCGAGGAAAACCAGAACACAAAUCCUCAGUCUGUAUAAAUGGAAGAUGGGAUCCUGAAUUAACCUGUGAAGAAGAAGCACAAGUACAAUUAUGCCCACCUCCUCCUCAGUUUCCCAAUACUCGAAGUAUGACAACUACAGUGAAUUAUCAGAAUGGAGAAAAAGUAUCUGUUCUCUGUCAAGAAAAUUAUAUAAAUCAAGAUGCAGAAGAAAUUGAGUGCAAAGAUGGAAGAUGGUGGUCAAUCCCACAUUGUGUUGAGAAAAUUUCAUGUUCUCAACCACCUAAUAUAGACCAUGGAACCAUUCAAUCAUACAGCUCUAUAGAAGAAAAGGGAGAAAUAUUGGAACCCAGGGUUUAUGCACAUGGCACCAAGUUAAAUUAUACUUGUGAAGAUGGUUUCACGUUAUCUGAAGAAGAUGGGACAACCUGCUACAUGGGAAAAUGGAGUUCUCCACCUCGGUGUGUAGGACUUCCUUGUGAACCGCCACCACCUUCGAUUCCGAAUGGUGUUCUCUCUCACACAUCAGACAGUUACCAGUAUGGAGAAGAAGUUACAUACGACUGUGUCAAAGGCUUUGGGACUGACGGACCUGCAUCUAUAAGGUGUUUAGGAGGAAAAUGGUCCAAUCCACCAGAAUGCAUAGACACGAGUUGUGUUAACUUGCCCCACUUUGAAGAUGCUGUACUCAUAAGCAAGAGGAAGAAAUCAUAUAAGUCAGGAGAAAAACUAACUUUUAAAUGUCAACUAUAUUACAAACUGGAUGGAUCCAAUACUGUAGAGUGUAUUAAUAGCAAAUGGAUAGGAAGACCAGCAUGCAGAGACUCUCAAGGAAAAUGUGGGCCUCCUCCACCUAUAGACAACGGAGACAUUACCUCGUUCCCAUUGCCAGUGUACCCUCCGGGCUCGACCGUUGAGUACCAGUGCCAAUCCUACUAUGAACUGGACGGAAACAGGACUGUAAUAUGUAGGAAUGGAGAGUGGUCAGAACCUCCCAAAUGCUUAGAGGCAUGUGUAAUUUCAGAAGAAAUUAUGAAAAUACAUAAUAUAGAAUUAAGAUGGAGACAUGAGAAAAAACUUUAUUCUAAAACCAACGAGAGUGUUGAAUUUCAGUGUAAGCAUGGAUAUCGUAGAGUGACACCUGCCCAUACAUUUCGAGCAACCUGUCGGGAAGGACAAAUGGCGUAUCCUACUUGUGGAUAAAACAGCAGUUAAAAUGCAGCCAUAAAACUGAAAUAUGCAGAUGUAUUCAGAAUUGUUCAUUGUUGAACCAAUUCUUCUCAGUUGAUCAAGUAUUGUUUAACUCCUUUUAUUCAUAAAUCAGAAUUUGUGAGAAAUCAGGUGGAAUCACUCCAGUGCUCCUUCCAUCCAUCAUUCUCCCAACUUUCUUAAAGUUUUCUGAGACUCUAUUUCAGAGGAAAUGAAAAAAAAAAUGCGUGUCUGAAUCUGUGAAACAACAUCACAAACACGUAAAAAGCACUGUGUCAUACCUAUGCUAGUAAUAAGAUCUAGUAGUUAUUACUUUUGCUUAUCUAUUAAUAGAAAAGUACAGUAAAAAGGAUGAAAUGCAUGUUCUUCUACAAGAUGUCUAUCUAGCACAUGUAAUAAACCAAACAAGU